This is a messenger RNA of Penicillium brevicompactum, 2055 nucleotides long. RefSeq lists its product as uncharacterized. Lineage: Eukaryota; Fungi; Ascomycota; Eurotiomycetes; Eurotiales; Aspergillaceae. The record is from RefSeq and is a predicted model, not a curated record. The transcript has a single exon. Bases 1 to 2055 code for a protein of 684 amino acids.
AUGCAUGUUAUCAUCUUCUCUCUCGUGGGAUUUUUUGUUGUCCCUACCUUCGCAGCAUGCCCUCGCCUGCGAGAUGCUGCGCCCACGGCUUAUGAGCAGGAUAUUCCACAUUUAUACAAGAAGAGUGACGUCUUGCCAUCAGACUCCGGAGCAAGUGACUUUUCAACUGGAGAUAAAACCGCAUCAGGCAACAAAGGCAUAUUUCUGAUGAACCGCAUCAGUCCUGGGACUUCAAAACUCUACAUUGCCAAUGCAGACGGCUCAGACGAACACGAGCUGCUGGAAGAGCCUAUAUAUGAGUAUCAUGCCACUUUUUCUCCAGAUGGCGAAUGGAUCACAUUCACAGGUGAACGCAACGGCGACGGGAAUUCCGAUAUUUAUCGAGUACGCCCCGAUGGCUCUGAUCUCCAGCCUAUCCUCGAGUCCCCGGCAAUGGAAGACAGUGUCGUUUUAUCACCCAAUGGAUCUUUAGCUGCAUACGUCUCAACGGCAAACAGCUACAAGGCCAACAUCUGGGUCAAAGAUCUUGAUACCGGUGCCGAAUGGAAUAUCACCGAUACCAUCACCAACCGCCCGAGUGACACCAUGAUGGCUGGCCAUUUUCGCCCUUCUUGGUCGCCCGACGGCGAAUGGAUUGCGUUUUCAUCAGACCGCAACACCCCCUGGGAUGGGCACGGAUCUCCCACAUACCUUGGCCUCGCGGGAUGGGAGCACACGCAGGAACUGAGUGUAUACGUGAUUCGUCCCGAUGGGUCAGAUCUGCGCCGAGUAGCCCACCGUCCGGGCUAUUGUCUGGGAUCUCCAAAAUGGUCCCCAGAUGGAACACGAAUCGUGUUUUACGAGAUGACUCGUGAAGAAACGUGGAUCUCACGUCGGCCUGAGCUGAUGGCAUCUGCGAAUACAACCAUUGUCUCCAUUGGACUUGACGGUGAGGACCGUCGCACCGAAGUCUGCGGCCCGGGUGUUAAAAUAAUCCCUCAGUACGUCACAAAUGAUACCAUUGGGUAUUUUCUCAAGGGUGGUACAAACCGCGGUUUCUAUCUCACCAAGCGCAGUUCAUAUCUCACCAAUAGCGGCCACUCCCGCACUUAUGUUUCUUCUCCCUCAUGGUCUCCAGAUGGAAAUUAUGUUGUGUACGAAAAGGUCACUUGGGCAAUUCGUCCGCUUUUUAAAAAGCUUUAUAGCUGGGACUCUGAAUGGGACUACCGUUUCACGGAUGUUCUGCCGCAGAUUUCUUCCAAGGGGAGGAUUGUAGUCACCGACAAGUUCCUUGGCAACUCGUCUAUUGUGACCUUCAACCGAGAAGGAAAGAACAUUUCCCUCGUCUACGACCCUAGUCUCACAGACUAUGUGCACCCCGAGCAGGUUCGAAACAGCUUCGCCGGUGCAUACAGCCCCAGCUGGUCUCCAGAUGGGGAAUGGCUCGUUUUUGGAGUCGGCACUUGGUUUGAAGAGCGAGGAAAUGGGGGAGGCUGGGUUGUGCGAGCGACAGAAAACGGCAGCUACUCCGAUAUUCUUACCACGAGUAAUGACACCCUCAGCGGAGGUGAUCAGUUGAACACCGGCUUCCCCAGUUUUUCUCACGAUGGCAAGAAGGUUGUGUACCGAGUCUGGGGCCCUGAGACAUCCAAGUUCGGUAACAAGACGCAAACCGGUCUGCGUCUCAUCGACCUUGAGACCAGAGAAAUCACUCAACUAACAAGAGGCUGGGAUAACUUCCCUGCAUUCUCGCCAGAUGGAACCCUCAUCUUGUUCACGCGCAAGACGGACCCAACCAACUACGAGAUCUGCACCAUCCACGCUGACGGCUCCGAUCUGCGCGUUCUCACCAGCAGCGGUGCUAAUGAUGCCCAUGCUGUUUGGCGACAGGAUGGCAAGAUUAUGUGGUCAACAGGAAUGUACGGCUUUCAGUAUGAAUGUCCCUUGUACGAUAACACGUUUCAGCCCUACAGUCAGAUCAUGAUCAUGGACUCGGACGGUUCCAACAAACGGCCUUUGACAAAUUCUAUUUGGGAAGACUCUAUGCCCCUUUUCAUUCCAAAUGAGGGUUUCUGA